AUGGCACCUCUCUCACUACGCGCCGGAGCUCCUGUCCUGCGUCUUCGCAGUCUGCAAUCGGCCCAAUUGACCCGCAACAUUGCGUCACCACGCGCCCUAUACAGCAUUUUGAGUGCGGGCAAUCCAAGAACUGGCAAUGUACAGAAUACAAGCAUUCCUACACAGAUCCAAUACUCCUUGGCAGCUACACAAUCAUCUGCCCCCAUCGCCCGAACGUACUCAUCCGACGCAGCGGGCAAACCAACCGCCGACCUGUUGAUCGAAGAACUCCAAGACCUCUACGAAGUCGCUAAAGACGAAUUUGAAAUCGCCACCGAUAGCACAGAUGGUGCUACUAUCUACGCCGCCUCAGACCGCGAGUCUUCUCGCGACGCCCUGAACCAGCUUUGCGCCGUAUACCAUCUCUACACCGCUCGGCCUGGCGAGGAAGUUGACAGCGGUGUGAAAGUUGAGGCUGGAGCCGAGAAGGACGGGGAGGCUCCUGUGGUCGAGACGAAAUUCAACCCUGCAGAUAUUUCGGGCGAGGUGCGCGACGAGGUGCGCAGACGUGUUGGGCAGCGGGUGAGGGAGUUGCGCAAUGCGGUUGAGGUUCUGGAGGAGAGGGCUCAUGCUGAAUAA
Penicillium canariense is the source of this 618-nucleotide messenger RNA. RefSeq lists its product as uncharacterized. The transcript has a single exon. The record is from RefSeq and is a predicted model, not a curated record. The coding region runs from base 1 to 618 and encodes 205 amino acids. NCBI's taxonomy places the organism in Eukaryota, Fungi, Ascomycota, Eurotiomycetes, Eurotiales, Aspergillaceae.